AGGUGUUUUUGAAAAAAAAAUAUAUAUAUAUAAUCCCAAUUUGGAUGUGAAAAAGGACAUGAGGAGACUAAAGACCUGGGAUUUUGCUGAUCAGAAUGAAACCAAUGUUGAAAGACUUCUCAAAUUUGUUGCUGGUGGUGCUUUGGGACUAUGUCCUCGGAGAAGCUGAAUAUCUCCUCUUUGUAGAGCGAGGCCAUGUAGCGCUAAGCAACAACACAGUGUUGGUGGAUUUCCAGUAUUUUGACGAUGCUAAUGGGACACUGCGGAAUGUGUCUGUCCUGCUGUUGGAGGCCAACACCAACCAGACUCUAACGGCCAAGUACCUCCUAACUAACCAGUCUCAGGGAACACUGGAGUUUGAGUGCUUCUACUUCAAGGAGGCUGGUGACUACUGGUUCACAAUGAUUCCAGAAGUAACAGACAACACUCCAGUUCCCUGGUGGGAGAAAAGUGCCUUUCUGAAGGUGGAAUGGCCCAUCUUUCAUGUGGACAUAAAUAGGACAUCCAAGGCAGCAGAAGGAACCUUCCAGGUAGGCCUUUUUACCAAUCAACCAUUGUGCGCAUUUCCUGUGGACAAGCCUGACAUGUUAGUGGAUGUCAUCUUCACCAACAGUCUUCCUGAAGCACGAAUGAGUCUUGGACAGCCACUAGAGAUCAGAACCAGCAAAAGGACAGAGCUCACUCAAGGUCAGUGGUUGGAAUUUGGCUGUGCCCCUGUGGGGCCAGAAGCCUAUGUCACUGUGGUGCUGAAGCUGUUUGGUAGAGACUCAGUCAUUACUUCCACAGGACCCAUUGACCUGGCCCAGAAAUUUGGAUACAAACUAGUGAUGGUGCCAGAAUUCACAUGUGAGUCCAAGGUGGAGGUGAUGGUGCUGCCUCCACCUUGCAUCUUCGUCCAAGGAGUGGUUGCUGUUUUCAAGGAGGCCCCCAGAAGCCCAGGGGAGAGGACCAUUCAGCUGGCUGAAAACAGCCUGCCUCUGGGAGAGAGGAGAACAGUGUUCAAUUGUACUUUGUUUGACAUGGGGAAGAAUAAAUACUGCUUUAACUUUGGCGUUUCCAGGAGAAGCCAUUUUUCUGCAAAAGAGAAGGAAUGCAUGCUAAUUCAGAGAAAUAUAGAAACUUGGGGAUUGUGGCAGCCAUGGAGCCAGUGUAGCACCACAUGUGGGGAUGGUGUCAGAGAGCGUCGCCGAGCGUGUCUCACUUCCUUCCCCUCCAGACCCAGCUGCCCUGGAAUGUCCUCAGAGACCUCCCUGUGCUCCCUGGAAGAGUGUGCUGUUUUCCGGCCAUCCGGCCCAUCUCCUCUUCCACCCCAGGAUCCAGUGAAGUCCAACAACAUCGUGACGGUCACUGGGAUAUCCCUGUGCUUGUUCAUCAUCGUUGCCACUGUGCUUAUCACACUGUGGAGGAGGUUUGGCCGGCCCCCUAAAUGCAGCACCCCUGUGCGACACAACUCCAUCCAUUCCCCAGGCUUCCGGAAGAACUCAGAUGAGGAGAACAUCUGUGAAUUGAGUGAGCAGCGUGGGAGUUUUUCGGAUGGGGGUGAUGGGCCUGGGGGGAGCCCAGGGGACAUGGGCAUUCCUUUGACCUACAGGCACAGUGCACAGGUGACUCCUGAGGAUGAUGCUUCUGGCAGUGAGAGCUUUCAGUCCAAUGCACAGAAGAUAAUUCCCCCAUUGUUUAGCUACCGCCUUGCCCAACAGCAGUUGAAGGAGAUGAAGAAGAAAGGUCUGACAGAAACCACCAAAGUGUACCAUGUAUCUCAGAGUCCCCUGACAGACACCGCCAUUGAUGCUGCCACCAGCCCCCAGUUAGACUUGGACAGCCCAGAAGCAGCAGCAGCAAACAAGUUCCGUAUCAGAUCUCCAUUUCUGGAUCAGCCCGUGGUGAGUGCUGGGGAGAGGCCUCCCGCCAGGCUGGAUUUCAGUGUAUCUCCAGCUAGUUGUGCCAUCAGCCCCAGCCAGACCCUGAUCCGCAAAUCACAGAUGAGGCACAUGGGUGGCAAAGGGGGCUCAUCGGAGAGGAACCACUCCAGGAAUUCCCAUUUCCGGAGGACAGCUAGUUUUCAUGAAACCAAGCAAGCCCGGCCAUUCCGAGAGCGGAGUAUGUCCACUCUGACUCCACGCCAGGGCCCCACCUAUAGUUCCAGGACACGGACUUGGGACCAGACAGAGGACAGGUUGAGGCCUUCCAGUCGAGGUGCCCACCUGCUUCCUGAGAAAUCUGAGCAUUUCCAAGGGGUGGGUGGAACCAGUGAUCCAUUAAGCCCUCUCCCUAAAUCUUACACCAUGGGGCAGCCCACGAGGAAACCAGACCUGGGGGAUCGCCAGGCAGGAUUAGUGGCAGGAGUUGAGAGAACAGAGCCUCGCAAAUCUCGGAGGGGGCCAUCCCCCAGUCAUAGGAGUGUCUCAAGGAAGCAGUCAUCUCCCACUGCCCCCCAAGAUAGCUAUCAGAGGGUCAGUCCCCUGAGCCCUUCUCAAUGCAGAAAAGACAAGUGUCAGAGCUUCCCUGCUCACCCUGAGUUUGCCUUCUAUGACAACACAUCAUUUGGCCUCACUGAGGCCGAGCAGAGGAUGCUGGACCUCCCAGGAUAUUUUGGAUCAAAUGAAGAGGAUGAAACCACAAGUACACUUAGCGUGGAGAAGCUAGUAAUCUAGACCAAGAAACUUUUCUCACCGGGGGUCUUUUGCUCAGCUUGCAGUAUCCCCCACUCACAUUCUGCUGUGGACUGUUUUGUGUAACUGCUUGCACAACAGGUCAGUAGAGAGGAAGUAGCUCACAGAGAGGAAGAUGGGUGUAUGCGUGUGUUUUGAUUCAUAAGGAAGAAAUUAUUUAUCCUAAACGUUUACUUUUGUUAUCCUAUUUCU
Castor canadensis (American beaver) is the source of this 2864-nucleotide messenger RNA. RefSeq names its product thrombospondin type 1 domain containing 1 (gene Thsd1). The record is from RefSeq and is a predicted model, not a curated record. NCBI's taxonomy places the organism in Eukaryota, Metazoa, Chordata, Mammalia, Rodentia, Castoridae. Gene Ontology annotation, cellular component: cell periphery.